Molecule: messenger RNA, 1704 nt
Organism: Coffea eugenioides
Lineage: Eukaryota; Viridiplantae; Streptophyta; Magnoliopsida; Gentianales; Rubiaceae
Product: fumarylacetoacetase
Exons: 14
Coding region: 147-1409 (420 amino acids)
Biological process (GO): L-phenylalanine catabolic process; L-tyrosine catabolic process; homogentisate catabolic process
Molecular function (GO): fumarylacetoacetase activity
Source: RefSeq, a predicted model, not a curated record
UACAAAUAGGAGGGUACUAGUAACAUCUAUCUGUCUUCAGAGUUCCCUUGCACUUUCUUUGCACUCUUCUUCAGUCUGUAGUCUCUACAAGCCUGGCCGGUGCAAUUCUACUAAGCUACACAAGACGACGUCGCUCAGAAUUUCUAAUGGGGUUGAAGUCAUUCGUGGAAGUCCCAGCGGGCUCUCACUUCCCACUGGAGAACCUUCCUUAUGGCGUUUUCAAGCCUGAACCCAAUUCCCCGCCCCGACCAGCCGUUGCUGUUGGCAACCACGUCUUAGACCUUUCCGUGAUCGCUUCCGCCGGCCUUUUUGACGAACCCAUUCUCAAAAACUCCGAUUGCUUCAACCAGCCUAAUCUGAAUAAAUUUCUGGAGUUGGGGCGACCUGCAUGGAAAGAAGCUCGUGCUACGCUCCAGAAGCUAUUGUCAGCUACUGAACCGACCUUGCGUGACAGUGCUAGUCUGAGGUCGAAGGCUCUGGUGCCAAUGGACAAGGCACAGAUGCUUCUUCCCAUUGCAGUUGGAGACUAUUCAGACUUUUUCUCGUCCAUGCAUCAUGCUAAAAAUUGUGGGACUAUAUUUAGGGGCCCAGAGAACGCAAUCAAUCCCAACUGGUUCCAACUUCCAAUUGCAUAUCAUGGCAGAGCAUCUUCCAUCGUCAUCUCCGGCACAGAUAUUAUUAGGCCAAGAGGACAAGCUCAUCCUACUGGCAAUUCACCACCGUAUUUUGGACCCUCGCGAAGGUUGGACUUUGAGCUGGAAAUGGCUGCUGUAGUUGGCCCCGGGAAUGAAUUAGGAAAACCUAUCGAUGUUAAUGAUGCUGCUGGUCAUAUCUUUGGACUUGUUUUGAUGAAUGAUUGGAGUGCAAGAGAUAUUCAGGCAUGGGAAUAUGUUCCUCUUGGUCCUUUUCUUGGAAAAAGUUUUGGUACGACAGUAUCCCCUUGGAUUGUGACCUUGGAUGCUCUAGAACCCUUUUCUUGUGAUGCUCCGAUACAGAAUCCUCCUCCUUUGCCAUAUCUUGCUGAGAAGACCUCCAAAAAUUAUGACAUUUCUUUGGAGGUACUCAUUAAACCUGCUGGACAAGAAGAUUCCUUUGUCAUCACAAGGAGUAAUUUCAAGCACUUAUACUGGACAAUUACCCAACAACUUGCACACCAUACUAUAAAUGGUUGCAAUCUAAGGUCUGGUGAUCUCCUUGGAACUGGCACAAUUAGCGGACCAGAACCAGAAUCUUUCGGAUGCUUGCUGGAAUUAACCUGGAAUGGGCAAAAUCCAGUGUCUUUAGGCGCAACAACCCGUAGAUUUCUAGAAGAUGGAGAUGAAGUGGUUUUUAAUGGUUUUUGCAAGGGUGACGGAUAUAAUGUUGGUUUCGGGACGUGCUCUGGAAAGAUUCUUCCGGCAUCGACUUGACCGCAUCCACAUCCAUACUUGCACAGAUUUAAUGAACUCUCAGCAUUCUUUGACCUCCCUGCUUUUGCAUGCUUCGUGGGAGGAUGGAUGAGGCGGUCGUUUAGCUGUAAAAUUAUUCACUCUUUGUGUUUGGAUUGCAUUUUUCAUGGAAAAAUUACUGUAGCGAUUUGAUGUAUGCGAGGGAAAAAGGUAAUAUGAAAAUGUAAUUACGGAAAACGACUAAUUUUCCGACGAAAAAUCACAAUCCAAACAAGGCAAAAUUGUGAUUGCUAAUAAAGUACCUAAUUUUAUGUGA